Messenger RNA from Zea mays, 3310 nucleotides. Its product is annotated as translation factor GUF1 homolog, mitochondrial. The record is from RefSeq and is a predicted model, not a curated record. Bases 1161 to 2801 code for a protein of 546 amino acids. The transcript has 12 exons. NCBI's taxonomy places the organism in Eukaryota, Viridiplantae, Streptophyta, Magnoliopsida, Poales, Poaceae. Gene Ontology annotation, molecular function: GTPase activity; mitochondrial ribosome binding; GTP binding. Gene Ontology annotation, cellular component: mitochondrion. Gene Ontology annotation, biological process: positive regulation of translation.
UCUUCCGUCAAAGCCCUACCAGAACCCUACCUCCCGCCGCCGGCCGCCCCCUCCCGCGGCUAGGAAUGACCGGCGCCGCCGCGCUCCGGCAAUCUUCUCGCCGGAUUUUCCGGCACCUCGCCGCUGCCCCCGCGUUCUCUCGCAGUGGGCUCCAACAUCCCGAGCGCCUCCUAUCGUCGCAGUCGUCGCCGGAGCACGGCGCGCGCGGCGCGGUGUCCGGGUCGGAGCUGGCGCUGUACCCGCCGGAGCGGGUUCGGAACUUCUCGAUCAUCGCGCACGUAGACCACGGCAAGUCGACGCUGGCUGACCGGCUGCUGGAGCUCACCGGCACCAUCCAGAAGGGCCAUGGGCAGCCCCAGUACCUCGACAAACUGCAAGUGCGGUGCUAAUUCUUCCCGCUCACUCUCCUUGUUCGAUAACUUAGAGAAACAAGCAAAUGUUGGCCCUUACCGAUCAACUAUCAGAUGGUGAGAGGUGAUCAGUCAGUUAGGCCAUCAUUUCCGUAUUAUGUUUUCAUGAUCAGAUUCCGGAACUGCAUUGAUGUCUGCAUUAGUUUUAUAAAUAGUUGUUACAUUUUGGCAUUUUGAGCUUUUACCAUUGCACUGCCAGUUUCAAGGUCUAUUUGUGGGCACAAUGUUACGCUAAUUCCAUAUCAGUUGAUGACUAUACUGCUACUAGUUUCAUGACUGAAACUUCUACAAUUUGUAUCCACAUUCUAUGAGUUUGUAUCUUGUAGUUACUGUAUUUAUCUUACCUACAAUAUAAACUCUUACUACUUCCAGUCAAAGAAAUUAUUGUUUAGAACAAGAUUGGUCAAAUAUUUAAAACCGCAAACAUCAAUUACUAUUACAUUAUUUAGUGUGGAAGUGUGCAAGUUAAAUGCCAGAUAUCUUCUACAUUUGACAAGAUUUGGUCAACUUGUUUCCGAAAUAGUUGGCAAAAUCUCUUCUAUUGCAGGAUUUUAGGAGUAUAUUCUAUAAGAAUUUAGGGGUCAAAGAUACACAUUGAAGAGUGAAGACCAUGAAAAGUCAAAUGUGUCAAGUAUUUAUGACCCGAGGGAGUAUAACAGUUGUUAUGAGAAGCCACUAGCUGCCAGAUCAUCUGAGGGUUACCAGGUUGAGAGAGAAAGGGGGAUUACUGUCAAAGCACAAACAGCAACCAUGUUCUACAGGCACAUUACUGCAUCUCAGGACUCAGAUAUGCCAAGAUAUUUGCUUAAUCUGAUUGAUACACCAGGCCAUGUGGAUUUCAGCUAUGAGGUAUCCAGGUCCCUUGCGGCUUGCCAGGGUGCUCUUUUAGUAGUUGACGCAGCACAAGGAGUACAAGCUCAAACAAUAGCGAACUUUUACCUUGCAUUUGAAUCAAAUUUGAGCAUCAUUCCUGUGAUUAACAAGAUUGAUCAACCGACUGCUGAUCCAGAUAAUGUAAAGGAUCAAUUGAAGAGGUUAUUUGAUAUUGAUCCAAGUGAAGCUCUGCUUACUUCUGCCAAGACUGGUAGAGGCCUUGAACAGGUAUUGCCUGCUGUUAUUGAACGCAUACCUUCCCCGCCCGGGAAAUGUGAUGCACCUGUACGGAUGUUGCUUUUGGAUUCCUACUAUGAUGAAUACAGAGGAGUGAUUUGCCAUGUUGCUGUUGUUGAUGGUGCUCUGCGUAAAGGUGAUAAGAUUGCUUCGGCUGCAACUAGCCGUGCAUAUGAAGUUCUUGACGUUGGCAUUAUGCACCCUGAGCUUACACCUACUGGAGUUCUCUACACUGGACAAGUUGGAUAUGUUAUUAGUGGAAUGCGUUCAACUAAAGAAGCACGCAUCGGUGAUACCCUUCACCAGGCAAAGAGUACUGUUGAGCCACUUCCUGGUUUCAAGCCUGUAAAACACAUGGUCUUCUCUGGUCUCUAUCCUGCCGAUGGUUCCGACUUUGAAGCUCUUAGCCAUGCGAUUGAGAAACUAACAUGUAAUGAUGCCAGUGUCUCUGUUACAAAGGAGACAAGUAAUGCACUUGGCAUGGGAUUCAGAUGUGGCUUCCUAGGAUUGCUACACAUGGAUGUGUUCCAUCAACGGCUUGAGCAAGAAUAUGGAGCUCAAGUCAUAUCGACCAUACCAACCGUACCUUAUAUUUUUGAAUACGGUGAUGGAAGCAAGGUGCAAGUUGAGAACCCUGCUGCUUUGGCUUCGAAUCCUGGAAAGCGUGUAGCAGCCUGUUGGGAGCCCACAGUUAUUGCAACAAUCAUUAUUCCUAGUGAGUAUGUUGGGCCUGUCAUUAUGCUUUGUUCAGAAAGAAGGGGCGAACAGCUAGAAUAUACAUUUAUCGAUGCCCAAAGGGCUCUGUUGAAGUACCGAUUACCAUUGAAGGAGAUAAUUGUGGACUUCUACAAUGAGUUGAAGGGCAUUACGUCUGGCUAUGCUACUUUUGACUACGAAGAUUCAGAAUACCAACAAGCUGAUCUAGUUAAGAUGGAUAUCCUUCUCAAUGGUCAACCUGUUGAUGCUAUGGCAACUAUAGUGCAUAACCAGAAGGCUCAGCGGGUUGGAAAGGAUUUAGUGGAGAAGCUCAAGAAAUUUAUAGAAAGGCAAAUGUUUGAGAUCACCAUACAAGCAGCAAUUGGUUCAAAAGUUAUUGCAAGGGAAACCCUGUCCGCAAUGAGGAAGAAUGUCCUGGCCAAGUGCUAUGGCGGUGAUAUUACUCGGAAGAAGAAGUUGCUAGAGAAGCAAAAGGAAGGCAAGAAGCGCAUGAAACGUGUGGGAUCUGUCGACAUUCCUCAGGAAGCCUUCCAUGAGCUACUGAAGGUCUCCAAUUCAAAAUAGAUGGUGAUCCACUGCAAAUUUAGUUUCUGUAGCUGUCCAAAUUUUAUAAGUAGCUGUGUGGUGAUGAGUAGCAGCAACCUUUUCUAGUCAUCUUCUGACAGAUCUUGACAGAAUGAUCGAUUCCAUUGAGUACAUAAUGGCCUCUCCUGCGCCUUGUCAGACGAGCCAACUUGUGCUGGAAGUUGCUCCUCCUGUAGUCCUGUCAUCCAUCCUGUGGUGAUUGAUAUACACACAAGUCUUCUCAGCUGGCCGCAGACGGAUUUCAGUAGAGCCACCAUCUUUGUAUUUGUUGAUUGAUUGAUGGAAAACCAUCCUUUGAGCACUUGCUGAACCCAGUUUUCUCUGCUGACCUGACUUGUCACGUUACACUCUAUUUUUUGUGUUAGAUAACGGUUUUGAGCAAAAAUAAUAGGUCAUAUACACAUUAAUUGGUCACUGAAACAAUGUGGUACAUGUAAUAAGAGGAGCUGCAUUGAAUAAAGACAUAGUAGUAUCACGUUUUUGGAGUU